AAGUAAUAAUUCUUGCUCGUGUACAUUACCAUACUUAAUAACUUUACUACUCUCUAGUGCAAUUUUCAAUUUAAAUGACUGUAAAAAAAAAAUACAAAAAUCGGCAUACAUUCCUAAAUGUCACGAAGUUUGAUAAGGAAACUGAUUUUAUUUUUGAAAAGUAAUCAUUUUAGUUCGUGUAAGUGUAUUUUAUUUCUUCUGACGUCUUCGACAUCGUGAUGUGGGAACGGAAUUGGCCUUGAUACCGAAGAUUUUGCGUAUUCAGCUGUUUUAGUAUAGAGAAUUUUAGUUCCUAACGAAUGACGGGUCAUCAGGAAUAUCGUGUAUAAAUAUUUCAUUGGUGUAACAUGUGAACAUGUCAUUGCUUGGAGUAAAAACAGUAACUUUCGAGUGAAAGAAAUUCGUCAAUCAUGCCGAAAGUAGUAAUCGUUGGUGAUGAAUGUGUCGGUAAAUCUUGCUUGAUUGUCACACAUUCGACCGGAUCGUUUCCUUAUGAUCGAAUACCAAUUAUAUUGAGUGUUUCAUCAGAAUGUGCCGAUGAGAACGGCGAGAACCGUACAGAAAUAAUUUUUUAUGAUACAUUUGGUGCACAAGAAUUCGAUUACGCGCGUCAUUUUUUGUACGCAGGAGCUGACGCGUUUUUAAUAUGUUUCUCUGUGGUUGAUCAUCAGUCGUUUCAAAGUGUUCUUACAAGGUGGUAUCCUGAAGUGAAAAAGAAUAGCCCGAAUACUCCAAUAAUUCUAAUUGGACUUAAAUCAGAUUUAACGUACUCUACUUCUGUUACUCAUGAUCAGGGAUUAUCGAUGGCUAAUUCGAUUGGUGCUAUUGGAUAUUUGGAAUGUAGCGCAAUAGCGAAAACAGGAUUUAGUGAAUUAAAUAAACUGUUGAAUUCGAUUACGAAAAGACCACAUCCUAAUCGUUCCAGCACAUCGAUGUCCAUAGAAUUAGCAGAGACACCAAUAACAUCAUCGGUAGGAUUAGGGAACUGGGUAAUGGCAAUAAUACUCUUAUCAUUAGUGGCAAUUGUUUUAUUUUGUGCAGGAUAUUUCAAAAAGACUCAAACACAAUGACGAAAAAAAACUGAAUAUAUUUUAUUUUUUUUUUUAGUCAUACUUAUCUCAAUAUACCUACUACUUAUAUAGGUAGGUAGGUAUACGUUGUACGUUCAAUGAAUUUAUGAUUAUGAUUCUCGCAAUUAUUCGUAGUUUAUUUAUAAUUUGAAUUUCAAUUCCCAGAUUUGUAUUUUGUAUCACAUUACACGUACUUACUUACUCGUGAUAAGUUAAAAAAUCAAAUCUACGUAUAGGUACUUAUCAAUUUUUUGAAAUUUUCCAAGAGGUAUACAAUAGGGUAGGCUAUUAUUAUUAAGAAAGGUACUUAUACAGAUGUGAAUCUCUUACUAAAUUGAAUAAUUCUAUUUGAAAUAUAUGUAUCUUAUCUUUA
Messenger RNA from Planococcus citri (citrus mealybug), 1443 nucleotides. RefSeq names its product ras-related C3 botulinum toxin substrate 1-like. Gene Ontology annotation, molecular function: GTPase activity; GTP binding. Bases 411 to 1070 code for a protein of 219 amino acids. Gene Ontology annotation, biological process: small GTPase-mediated signal transduction. The transcript is spliced from 6 exons. The record is from RefSeq and is a predicted model, not a curated record. NCBI's taxonomy places the organism in Eukaryota, Metazoa, Arthropoda, Insecta, Hemiptera, Pseudococcidae.